Prunus avium (sweet cherry) is the source of this 1056-nucleotide messenger RNA. Lineage: Eukaryota; Viridiplantae; Streptophyta; Magnoliopsida; Rosales; Rosaceae. The record is from RefSeq and is a predicted model, not a curated record.
AAAAACACUGAAUUAUUUCAGUGGCGAUGAUUUUAACAAAACGACAGCAAAGUUGGUCUUAAAGAAGAAAGGAUUGUCUCUUCUGAUUGGCGCGACUAGGAUUUACUUUCCCACUUUUCUCCAACGUUCCACGCCCUCAUUUCGCGCGUGUAAAUUUUGUCAAAACCUCCACUCGGAAACCCCUCAAAACUCUCCCUCACUCGCCUCCGCAGCGCGUCGGCGUCCGCAACCCGACCCUCGCUCUAAGCUUCGUCGAAAGCAGCAUCGCCGAGAAAACAAGGAACACGAUAGAGACAAAGAGGUAGUGUGUUUGGUUUUGAUUGGCUUAUGAGAGUUUAGACUGAGUAAGAGAGAGAGAAAAGAGUCGCAGUUAACGAACGAACAAAAAGCCCAAUCAAUCAGCCUCCUCCUGUUCUGACAACCCAAAACAAUGGCCGAGUUGACUCAGGGCGAGGUGGUCUACUCGCCCAAAACUCUCCAAGUAUGGCGAGCCUUGGUGAACUGGUUCGGCUUCUUCUUCCAGAUCUUCCUCCAAAUCCUCAGAGCCCUCGGCCACCACCCCCUCCUCUCUUCUUCGUCUUCGGCUUCGUCUUCUUCCGCCUCCUUCAAAUCCCUGCCGGUCGUCGAGUUGCCGGAGCUCGAGCACGACUCUCCCGCCGCCUCCGCCGUUGAAAUCGCCGACACCCCAGAUGCCGACUCCGACGACCGCAUCCACAAGCUCACGGUAGUUCUUGACCUGGAUGAAACUCUAGUGUGUGCAUAUGAGUCGUCUAGCUUGCCUGCUGUCGUUCGAGAUCAAGCUACAGAAGGUGGGUUGAAGUGGUUUGAGCUUGAAUGCCUAUCUUCAGACAAGGAAUGUGAUGGGAAACCAAAGGUCAAUUAUGUUACUGUCUUUGAGCGUCCCGGGUUGCAAGACUUCUUAAGACAAGUCAGUCAGUUUGCAGAGCUGGUGUUGUUUACUGCUGGUCUUGAAGGUUAUGCUAGACCACUUGUUGACAGAAUAGAUGUUGAUAAUCUAUUCAGUUGUCGACUUUAUCGGCCUUCAACAACCAGCAC